Molecule: messenger RNA, 1158 nt
Organism: Adineta ricciae
Lineage: Eukaryota; Metazoa; Rotifera; Eurotatoria; Adinetida; Adinetidae
Source: the annotation of a GenBank genome assembly
AUGUUGUUAUUUUCCUUUGCGGUUCUUCCAGUAACAUUAACGAGAUAUAAUGAUGGAGAAUUGAAGAAUAAGUCUGGAAGUUCAAUGGUAAAAUGCUGUUUUUGCGGAGACUUUCAGUUGUCAACUUCAGCCCUUCGUACACAUUUAACGUUUUGUGGGAAUAAAACCGAUCAAUGUCCUAAAUGCCACAAAUUCAUUACAAGAGCUACAUUUGCGUAUCACUAUGAAAAUAAAUGUGCCACUCUAGAUGAUAUAGAUGAACUUCGAUCACGUUCUGAUCGAAGAAAUUCACUUACUCACGAAAAGUUAAAAAAAUGCAAUUUUUGUGAUUUUCAUUGUGCUGUAACUGAUUUUACUGCGCAUCAGGAAAAGUGUAUUCAAAAUCCGGAUAAUCUAAAAAAGAAAAUCGAACAAAAGUCUUUGCAAGCAAAGAGUUUGACAUGUACAGAUAUUCCAUGCGAAUUUUGCAACAAACUAAUUGACUUUGCGAAUUGGACAACGCACACUACAAAAUGUCGCGAACAAGAAGCUCGCCGAAUUCGAUCGCGUCAAAGAGCUAUUAGUCAAGAACGUAUUGUUGAGAAAUUCCCAUGUGAAUAUUGUGAAGAAUCAUUUGCAGCGGAUUUACUUCUGACUCAUCAAAUAAUAUGUAGAAAGAAUUCUACAAAAACAUUACUGCUUAACACACUACCUUUGCCAGAAAAUAGACGCAGACAUAUUUCCCUCUCAUCAUCAUCGUCAAUGCCCGCAUAUAAUCUUUAUGGAUCAUAUGACAAUCCAACGGCUCGAAUAAACAAUCAUCUACGUAGUUCUGAUUCACCACCGCUGAUAAAUUCUGCUGUCACCAGUUCUGCUUAUAAUCUUAUUCACCAUCGUACUGCUUCUCUUAGCAGAGGAGGCGUUUCUUCAACUACCAGUAAUGCCAACAAACCACUACGAUCGACUGACAAUCAUGCAUUCAGUACCUCUCUGGACAAUAAUGACUAUCGACCAAUUAUAGGAUCCACUGCACACAUUGGAGACCCUGAUCCUACAAAUCGACAAAUCAAACACUUCGUUCGUUGUUCUUACGGCAAUACAAUUAUUCAUGAGUUCACAACAACGCAAUAUCAUAUUUUGUUGACGUCAUUUGUCACAUGCAAUGAAAAGAAUAAAUAA